This is a messenger RNA of Metarhizium album ARSEF 1941, 1734 nucleotides long. RefSeq names its product aspartyl-tRNA synthetase. Gene Ontology annotation, molecular function: RNA binding; ATP binding; aspartate-tRNA ligase activity. The transcript is spliced from 3 exons. Lineage: Eukaryota; Fungi; Ascomycota; Sordariomycetes; Hypocreales; Clavicipitaceae. Gene Ontology annotation, cellular component: aminoacyl-tRNA synthetase multienzyme complex; cytosol; cytoplasm. The record is from RefSeq and is a predicted model, not a curated record. Bases 1 to 1734 code for a protein of 577 amino acids. Gene Ontology annotation, biological process: aspartyl-tRNA aminoacylation.
AUGGAAGAGUCGAGCGCUCCGACGUCAAAGAAGGGCGCGAAAAAGGCCGAGGCCAAGGCCAAGAAGGAGGCUCUGAAAGCCCAGCGCGCUGCAGAACUCGCCGCCGCCGCCGCCGCCGUCAAUCUCGAGGACGACCCCGCCAAAGACAAUUACGGGGACAGGCGGACCACGACGGCGGCCUUCAGCCAGGACGCCGAGGAAGUCGAGAUACACUCGCUUGACGAAACACACAAUGGAAAGACGGUCGUCGUGCGUGCGUGGCUUCAAAAGUCUCGCGUGCAGAGCGCCAAGAUGGGCUUCGUCGAGCUUCGCAAGGGGGGCAACUGGGACAUCCAGGGAGUCAUCAUGGCCUCGGAGGAGGAGCCCGUCGUCAGUCGACGCAUGGUCAAGUGGGUAGCUAGCAUCAACCCCGAGAGCUUCGUGGCGGUUGAAGCCAAGGUGAAGCAACCUCUUGAACCCGUCAAGAGCUGUCGAGUCUCGGGAUUCGAGCUUCACAUCACAAAGUGCUUCGUGCUCGCGCCGGCCCCGGCCGUCCUCGGCAUGACCAUGGGGACGGCGAGCCAGCCCAUUGUCAACUUUAGCGACGACAGUGACCAUGUGGGAGACGUCGAAGCCGGAAAGGCUGCCGAGGCCGCCGCCGAGAGUACGGCGCCAGCCGCAAGCAUGCUCACUCAUCUCGACAACAUUGCCAUGCACAAGCGCGCUCCUGUUCAGCAGGCCAUUGCGGACAUUCGCAUCGAAGUGAAGAGACUCUUCCGCUCGUAUCUCGAAUCCCGUCGUUUCAAGGAAUUUGAACCGCCCUGUCUCAUCGGCGCAGCGUCCGAGGGCGGCGGAAACGUCUUUCGACUCGCAUAUUUCGGCGAGGAGGCCUUCCUUGCCCAGUCGCCCCAAUUCUACAAACAGUUCGAGAUUGCAGGAGGCAGGGAGCGCGUGUUCAGCAUAGGGCCCGUCUUCAGGGCCGAAAACUCCAACACGCCGAGGCACAUGACCGAGUUUACGGGGCUUGAUGUUGAGAUGGAAAUCAAGGAUUCGUACACUGAAGUUCUUUCCACACUGGAGGGUGUCUUGUUGUUCAUCUUCCGUGGAAUUCAAGACUCGUUCCGUGUACACGGAUUAACCAAACAUGCCGCCGAUGCAGAGCGAUGUGCGGACAAGAUUGACACAGUCCGAUCUGUGUACCACUCGGAACCCCUCCUUCUCCCCGAGGCAGGCAAGGAGGUCCGCUUAACCUUUGCCGAGGCACAAAAGCUUUUGCGAGAGGAAGGACCCCCGGAGUUCUCAAACGUACGGGACGAUGAAGACAUGAGCACCCCCCAAGAGAAGGCCCUUGGCCAAGUCGUCCGCGCCAAGUACAAGACGGACUUUUACGUCAUCGACAAGUUCCCCGAGACGGCGCGGCCGUUUUAUGCCAAGAUUGACGAUGCCGGCACUACGGUAGGAGAAGGUGUCCGCGUCACAAAUGCCUUCGACAUGUUCCUCCGUGGGCAGGAGGUGCUCUCCGGCGGUCAACGAACCCAUGAUGCGGCUGAACUCGAGGGUCGUCUCCGGGCCAAGGGUGUCGACCCGAAAAGCGCCGGCAUCAAGGAGUACUUGGCGACGUUCCAGCAGGUCGGCGUACCGCCACAUGGUGGAGGUGGCAUUGGACUUGAUCGCGUGGUUGCCUGGUUUCUGGGACUGCCAAGCGUCCACCUCGCGGCGUAUUAUCCUCGCACACCCAAGAGACUGCUGCCAUGA